AUGAUUAAGCUCUUUGAUUCUCAUUGUCACCUUCAAGAUCCAAGAAUUUUUAAAGUUGCCCCCAUACUAAUUAGAAACUCCCUUGAUACGGGUGUUAUCCAUUUUGCUGUAAAUGGAGUCUCUGAAAAAGACUGGCAUCUGGUCAAGGAGAUGAGUGAUGCCUAUCCUAGCGUUGUUCCAAACUUUGGGCUCCAUCCCUGGUAUGUCUCUGAUAGAACCGACAAUUGGCUAAACACUUUGAAGAAGUUCCUUGAGGCUACUCCCUCAGCUGCAGUUGGAGAGAUUGGUCUGGACAAAGGUUCUAUUGGAAGGAAAAUUGAUUUUACUACUCAAGUUGAAAUUUUCCGAGAACAGCUUCAACUUGCCAAAGAGUUAAAAAGACCAGCAUCUGUCCAUUGUGUCCGCGCUUUUGGUGAUCUUCUUGAGAUAAUGAAAUCUAUGGGGCCAUUUCCUGCUGGCUUGGUUCUGCAUUCUUAUAUGGGUUCUGCAGAGAUGGUUCCCGAGCUUUCAAAAGCUGGUGCUUACUUCUCCUUUUCUGGGUUUCUCAUGUCCAUGAAAGAGAGCAAGGCAAAGAAAAUGUUGAAAUCCAUUUCUCCUGAAAGGAUUUUGUUGGAGACAGAUGCACCAGAUGCUCUACCAAAAGCAAGUGAAUCAGAUUCCCUAUUCUUGAUUGAUAGGGAAGUUUCUGUUACUGAAGAGCUUCUUGAUUGUGGGGAAAAUUUGCUGACAAAAAAGGAGAGCACCUCUGAUAAUACAUGCCAUGAUGAAAGUAGUGCUUCAGAACCCCCUGAAGAAAACCUCAACCAUCCAGCUAAUAUUCAUCAUGUACUUGCAUACGUGGCAAAUUUACUUGAAAUGACUAAAGAAGAACUUGCUGGUGUGACCUACCAGAACGCAGUGAGGCUAUUCUCUUAUGAGGGUUCAAAGCUACUUAAAGAAGGUAAUUUAGUUUCUCAUUGUCUAAGAGAUUUACUAACAUGUUUAGCAUAA
This is a messenger RNA of Fraxinus pennsylvanica, 990 nucleotides long. NCBI's taxonomy places the organism in Eukaryota, Viridiplantae, Streptophyta, Magnoliopsida, Lamiales, Oleaceae. The record is from the annotation of a GenBank genome assembly.